AGAUAAUAUCAAAUUGAUAUUCUGUGGUGUUAUUUUUAACCUCAAUAAAAAGGUAAACACAGUUUCUUCAAAUAUUUAAUAUUUAUAUAUGUUCCUCCGAAUAAAAAAUACACUUAAUUUAUGAGUUUUGAUUUUUUUUGGAAAUAUUUGUGUUUAUGAAUGGUGCGGAAAUAGACUGCAGAGACCUGACUGCUGAGAGAGAUAGGUUGUUUCUGGUCUAGUUAAACUUCAAGAUCAGUUGUGCAUCGAGUUCAAAUUCAAAUGAACAUGUCAAGACAAAAAAAUAAUGAACUACAUCCGAAUCAAGCACCAGAUUGCUUGAAACAAAUUGAACAAGAAAAGCCGACUGAAACAAAUUCCGAUUUUUUAAAUUUAAUUCAAGGUGAAGAGAUUGAUGAAAAUUGCAUUCACAUAAUAAAGCGAAGAUUAGUUCGAAUUCAAUAUCCCGGUAUUGUUCAAAAUUUGGAUAAAGCCCUGGAAACCUUAGGUAGUAUAAAAGGAAUUGAAAAAGCUAUCACGACCAAUCGACUUGAACUCAAUUUCCAUCCUGCGAAUAAAUAUAAUAAGGGCGUAGUAGCAGAUAAUAAUUCAAACAAUGGGUUAUUAGUCAAAGUGAAGAAACAUCAAAGAAGUGAUGGGGAGUCGUUUUGGAGUUAUGAAAUUGUGGGUGCUACAGUUAAAAAUUUUUUCUUCGGCAAAUUUAUGGACUUUCAAUAUCUUCCAUUAGUGGCAGAAUAUCCUGAAAAACAAAACUCGAAGGUCAACUAUAUUUACAACUCAAUUCUUCCUGAUAAAAUACCUGACUUCGAAUCUCUUUUUGAAAAUGAGAAAAGCUCAAUGCCAUUAUUUCUUCCCCCAGUUGGAUUUGCACGAUCUGAUAUUCAGAAGAAGAUUAAUCCAGUUGCCAAACAGUCAAAUAAUGAAAAUGUAGAUGUAGAAGUUCCUCGUAUGAAAAGAGAAAAGAAACUAUUCGCAUUUGCUAGACCUAAACAGCCAUCUAUAUUUCAUAAAUUUCAUGAAACAGAAAUACCUGAAAAACCUACAGAAUUCAUUUCACAACUUGUGAGUAGGAGAAAUUAUCAUGAUCAUCUCUUGACAUUAGAAAACCUAUUCAAAGAAAGACCUAUUUGGACCAAAAAUGGUAUAUUAUAUAAAACACAUUUUUCUGCAGAUAUUCUCAAAGUUCUUUUACCUGCUGUAGCAUAUUAUGAACUAUCAGGACCCUGGAGGUGUACAUGGAUACGGUUUGGCUAUGAUCCUCGAAAAGAUCCCGAGUCUAAGAAAUAUCAAAACUUAGAUUAUAGAAUUCCUUAUUCAGUUAGAUCAAAUAUAAAAAUAGGAUCUAAAAGAGUUCAAGCAGCAAAAAUUUUACCUACUAGUUUGGAUAAAUUAGAAAAAAGCGAAUUGAAAUCAAGAAAGCUUGUUCACAGUGAAAAUACUUUCAUAUUAAGACCAAAUAUUCUUCCUACUGCUCGCCAAGUGUUUUAUCAAUAUUGUGAUAUUUUACUCCCCGAAAUUGAAGCCAUGCUUGCUAGGCUACCCCCCAUAACAGCUGAUGUUCAAUGUGAUCCAAAAAAUGGAUGGUUCCCAUCUAGUUUUGUAGAUCAGUGUCGAGAAAUUGUUAAUAGAUACAUUGAUAGACAAGCUGGUAAUGUUCUUCGAAAACAGAGAGAAUCAUUGCCUGUUAAUCCUCUUGAAGAAUUAUUCAAUACAACACAAAAAUGUUUAGAUCAAAAGGUUCUUCCUGACACUAAAGUUGAAAAUGAAGCUGGACCUUCAACAUGUGAUGAGAAUUUUGAUGCUUUGACUAUUUAUGACUCUGAUAGUGAUGAAAGUACAGGUUGUGAAAAAUUUUAUCAAGAAAAUGAUCUUUACGAUUUGGUUGAUGAAUUAGAUGAUACCUUGACAUACAGUGAUGAUCAGUUGAUCACAGAAUUGAAUGCAAUUACCAAAAUGUGAAUAAAGGAGGGGAGAAUUUUA
Messenger RNA from Harmonia axyridis, 1980 nucleotides. RefSeq names its product general transcription factor 3C polypeptide 5 (gene l(2)37Cd). The coding region runs from base 262 to 1959 and encodes 565 amino acids. The transcript has 2 exons. The record is from RefSeq and is a predicted model, not a curated record. NCBI's taxonomy places the organism in Eukaryota, Metazoa, Arthropoda, Insecta, Coleoptera, Coccinellidae. Gene Ontology annotation, biological process: transcription initiation at RNA polymerase III promoter. Gene Ontology annotation, cellular component: transcription factor TFIIIC complex.